Molecule: messenger RNA, 4392 nt
Organism: Dreissena polymorpha
Lineage: Eukaryota; Metazoa; Mollusca; Bivalvia; Myida; Dreissenidae
Exons: 10
Coding region: 430-2181 (583 amino acids)
Source: RefSeq, a predicted model, not a curated record
AACUUGAGAAAUAAUUGCUUUUUAAGAACAUUGUAAUAUUUUUUUAAUUGAAAUUACAUUACACUAGUUCUUUUUUUGUUCAUAGUUCACUUUAUUGGUACCACUGGUGGCAUAAUUGCCACCUGCAGUGCUUGAUUUUGAUGAUAGGGUCAGAAUUAAAGAUUGCCUUUGAUUGGAUGAUAGGGUCAGUAUGAAGGCAGCCUUGGAUAUCAAUUUUGAAUUUGCUGAUAAGCAAUUCAGAUGGCAGACACAACUUAAAGGCUUAGAGUGACUGUAAUGGUGUACUAAUUUCUUUACAUGAGUGACUUUUAUGAAGUAUGAAGUAUUAGAAGUAUUCAGGGAAGUAAAGAGUUUUCAGCACAAGAUACAGUAUGUGUGAUCUCAAUCAGAUGGCAUAAUCUGCGCUGUUCUUUUCACUGUAUAUCGACAAUGGAAUCAAGUGUGCCACUACAAGAUCAGAAUGCCAGAACACAGGUUCAAGGUGGAAAAAGAGCAAGGGAGGCCCACAGUGGUACAGACAUACCGGGUGUCAUAGCUCACAAGUGUUGUGCUCUGAUGUGCACAACCUUCUUCACUGUCAAAGAAGUGGAGGAGAUGCGUGAAGAGUACUGGACUCUUAAUCAAGGAGACCAGAGGAAGUACUUGAAACGCGCCAUCAGGGAUGCCAGAGGCUCAUAUAGUCUGUAUGGUCGUGGUGCCUGUGAAGAGGCAUUUUUAAUGCUUCUAAAGGUUGGGCGCAGGAGAUUCUGGGACAUCAAGAAGGGAAGUAUUCGCUGUCCAAUCCAGAGGUGUCGGAAACUAAAGGAUUCGACAGUAUUUGCUCAAGAUUGGUUGGAAAGUUAUUUCAAACUCUAUGGAGAUAGACUCCCAGACAGGCAAGAAUUCAGCCUGCCCUCCUGCCUUACCAAGACAACAAUCUUCGAGCAGUAUGAGGCUGAGGUUGGUCACAGUGCUGGACUCCCACUAGUGAGCAGAUCCAUGUUCCAUGACAUCUGGACAAAACAUUUUCCAACUGUGAAAAUUGGAAAGGAUUCAGGAAGUCAUCCAAAGUGCCAGCUUUGUACAACGAUACAGACAGGACUGAUUAAGCAGCCGGAUAAGCGAAGCAGAGCUGAAUUCAUUGCACUUCGCCAGGAACACCUCAAUCUACAAGCGGAAUGCAGAAAGAAGUAUUAUAAGCAUAUAAGAAAAGCGUCAACAGACAAGAUGGAAGGGAGACACUUGUCCAUUAUUAUAGAUAACAUGGAUCAGGCAAAGUCGCGUCUGCCUUCAUUCUGCACCAACUCUAAGAGUGAUGCCCAUUUGUAUCGGCUGCAGCACCACAUCACUGGGGUAAAGGUGCACAACACCAACCAGACAUACCUAUUCACAUGGACAGAUGCUUUCCGGCCUGAUGCAAACAUUACUCUGAAUGCCCUGGUCCAUGUUCUCAGUGACCUGUGCAAGAACUUCCAAAGACUGCCAGAAGUCCUGUACCUGCAAUUGGACAAUUCUGGGAAGGACAACAAGAAUGCCUUUGUACUGAUGUUUAUGGCCUACCUUGUAAAGAUGAAGGUUUUCCAAAAGGUGAAAGUGGGCUUUCUGAUGGUUGGCCACACCCACGAAGAUAUUGAUCAGGUCUUCAGCAGAGUUGCAUCAUGGAUACGACGGCGGGACAUGGUCACCCUGCAGGACUUGGUGGACAACCUCAGGGAUAGUCAGGAGCCAUCCCCUAUUGUGGAGCAACUAACAUGCUACGAUUAUAAGCAUAGCCUUGAAGGCUGCAGGGGCCUGAUUCAGGGUAUUGCAACCCCACACCAUUUCAUAAUGACAGAAAUGGAUGGGAAGGUGGCCCUGCGCUACCGUGACUGGCCAGGAUCACCAGACCACCAUCUUGACAUUGCUGGGUAUAUCCCACAGAACUUUGAUGCGGUUGGUGUCACCACCAAUCCCAAAGUUCUUGGCGAGAUACAGCAAAUGUCAGCUGACAUGGUGAAAUGGCAGGCAACAGGGAGGUUGUCAACAACUGCUGUUGAGUGGUGGACAAGGUACUUGGCAGGAGUGUCAGAUGAAAGGGAACCUUGUGUUCCCUUUGUUGAUACCCUUCCAAGGCAACAGCCAUGGUCACCUCCACAGCAGGAGUUAGCCACCUUUCUGUUGAGUGCUGCCCGGGGUCAGCCGUCAAGUAUGCUUGAAAAUUAAGAAAAAAAAGGUGUAAUUAUUGUAAUAAUGAAAUUCCUCCAGCUCUCUCAUUUUGAAAGCUUUUAAUGCCACCAAAGGAGGGAAUAUAGUGUGAUAGUGAUCAUACUGUCCAUCCGUCUGUCUGUCACAUUUUGCCUUAAGGGUUCGAAAAAUGAUCAUAACUUCUAUGUCAAUUCAGAUAUAACCUUCAUAUUUUGUAUGCAUGUGUAUAUAGACAAGGCCUUUCCAUACGCAUACAAAUUUUGACCCCUGUUAUCUUGACCUUGAAGUAAGGGUCCGCAUUUAGGUUUCGAAAUCUGCAUUUGUUUUCGAAAAACGCUCAAAACUUCUAUAAAAGCGUUUUUCAUGGGCAUAUGUCAUCCUAUAGAAACAGCUCUUGUUUGCGUUACAUUGUUAAAUUCUGCAUACAAAACAGGUAUAAUAAUUGGGCAUUAAAUAGUAAAAAUUAGUGGAAGUAGAUUAUCGCAUUGAAUCUGAAAUUUUCACUUACCGUAAUUAUAUAACUUAUAUACAAAUACAACUUAUGUUAAGAUUACCCUAAGAAGCUUUAUAAAUGUUAGUCCAGAUCGUCAUUGGAUGAUAGAUUUUGCAGUUGAUGCAUGCUGUCUUAUUUUUUUAUGCUCAUAGUCGUAGCAUAUAGUCGCCGCUUCGUCUGUCCGUGUGUCCAUCCAUCCGUCCGUGCACAAUUGUUGUCCGGGCUAUUUCUCAGCAACUAAUGACCGGAAUUCAAUGAAACUUUAUGGGAAGCUUCACUACCAAGAGGAGAUGGGCAUAUUAUCAGCGGGUUCUGGUCGGAUGAUUUUUCACAGACUUAUGGCCCUUUGAAAUUUUCCAUUGUACAUAUAGUGUAAUUCUUGUCCGGGCUAUUUCUCAGCAACUCAUGACCGGAAUUCAAUGAAACUUUAUGGGAAGCUUCACUACCAAGAGGAGAUGUGCAUAUUAUCAGCCGGUUAUUACGGAUGAUUUUUCACAGAGUUAUGGCCCUUUGAACUUUUCCAUUGUACAUAUAGUGCAAUUCUUGUCCGAGCUAUUUCUCAGCAACUUAUUACGGGAAUUCAAUGAAACUUUAUGGGAAGCUUCACUAUCAACAGGAGCUGUGCAUAUUAUCAGCCGGUUAUGGUCGGAAGAUUUUUCACAGAGUUAUGGCCCUUUGAAAUUUGAAAUUUUUAAGUUGCUAAACCAUCCAUCGUAUUAUUUUGUCCAAAGUUAUGCCCCGUAAGACGUUUUCUUUAUCUGAAUAUAUAGUGCAAUAUUGUGACAAAAAAACCUUUGUGGAGCAUCACCCGUCUCUCUGACGGUUUCUUGUUUGCAGCUGUUCAAAACUAUCAACAAUUUGAUAUUAAAACUUAAAUAUGAUGAAGUAAAGUGUUGUUAAAUGUAUAUACCUACACUGAACAAUUAUAAUGCACAAUUUUAAGGAAAAAAAUCAUUUGGUGUUUUAUAUGACAACUAAAUAUGUUAAUUUACUGUCAACUAAUAUGCCAACUUAUGUUUAUAAGACAUAUUUUCACUAUGAUUUUACUUUUCUUCUAGGAUCUUUUCACAUUUCUUUUUUUUUGUGCAAAAUUUUAUUCAUUCUGUAUAAUAUUAUAUACAUACAUACAUGCAUACGUAGAAUAGUGUGUACAUUCAUACAAAGUAUUAUGAAUUUAAUAAAAACAAAGUAUUUCAUAUAGCUUUUUUGAUGGGUACAUAAAUAUAAUAAUUAUACUUUUCACAUUUCAUUAUGUAAUUUACUUACUUUGUUUUGCUUAGUUUUUUUUAUUAUUUAUUUACAUUAUUAUAAAAAGUAAGUUAUUUUAGUUAAGGUGCUUGAUAAUAUAUGCAUGACAAUUUGCUUAUGAGCUCAACUGGCACAUAUUUUAUUUUAUUCUCUUAUUAUAAAAGCAGCAUUGUACAAAUUCGGCAUUAGAAGAUUAUUUAGAUUUUGAACACAUUUUGUGUUAUUAUGUCACAUUUAUGUUUGCUUAAGAUUUAAAAUAGUAUAUAUAUUGUCAGCAAAAGUAGAUCUAAACUGCGUUUAUUUUACAUUCAACAAUUCUUUGUAUUGCCACACUGUGGUAAUUCAUUAACUUGUGCUGCAAAGCGUGUUUUACUUUAGAUUAUUUAAAUGGGUAAUAUGUCAAACAAGAUACAUUUCUAUUUUUGUUAUGAAUAUGCCAAACCAUUGCAUGCAUUUAUAUUGAUAAUAAAAGUGCCUAUCAGUAAAAA